Molecule: messenger RNA, 1098 nt
Organism: Neoarthrinium moseri
Lineage: Eukaryota; Fungi; Ascomycota; Sordariomycetes; Amphisphaeriales; Apiosporaceae
Exons: 1
Coding region: 1-1098 (365 amino acids)
Molecular function (GO): asparaginase activity
Source: RefSeq, a predicted model, not a curated record
AUGGUAGCCCUUAAUAUCCUAACCUUGCUUGCCUUGCCGGCUACCCUCGCCUCAGCAUCACCCGUAAUUCGUCCUGCUACAAGUCUUCUGGUCAGAGACCCUACCUCCUACAAUGCCAGUUUACCCAACGUUACUAUCUUUGCGACCGGGGGGACUAUUGCAGGAAGUGCCAGUAGCAAGGACCAAACGACCGGCUACCAAGCAGGUGCCCUGGGAGUCCAAGUCCUGAUUGACGCUGUGCCCGAGAUCCUAAAUGUCUCCAACGUCAAGGGAGUGCAGAUUGCCAAUGUGGAUUCCGGCAACAUCACGCCUGCCAUUCUGCUGAAUCUGACACAUCAGAUCCAGGAAGAGCUAGCCAGCCCCUAUUGCCAAGGCGUUGUCGUUACCCACGGAACAGAUACGCUUGAGGAGUCCGCUUUCUUCCUUGAUUUGACAACCCGAUCUGAGAAACCGGUGGUGGUUGUCGGAGCGAUGCGGCCCGCUACAGCUAUCAGCGCCGAUGGGCCCAUCAAUCUUCUUGAAGCUGUGACUCUGGCAGCGAGCCCAGGGGCUCGUGGCCGUGGAACCAUGGUCGUGUUGAACGACAGGAUAGCGAGUGCUUACUUCACCACCAAGACGAAUGCAAACUCUCUAGACACCUUCAAGGCUUACGAGCAAGGAUUCCUGGGCUUCUUUAUUAAUAUUGAGCCCAUCUUCUAUUCAACCCCCAGCACGCCGCUAGGAAAACCUUACUUUGAUGUCGCCAAUACAACUGUGCUGCCUCAAGUGGAUGUCCUAUACGGCUAUCAGGGGUUGAACCCAGCUCUUGCUACAGCCGCCGUCGCAAGUGGAGCUAAGGGUUUGGUGCUUGCGGGCAUGGGUGCCGGUGGCUGGACCGACCCAGGCAGGGAUGUGAUCCAGCAGCUUGUUGAGCAAAACGAGACUGCCGUCGUUUUUUCUCGACGCACAAUGGAUGGCUAUGUGGAGCCCAACGAUUCAGUCGGCUACGGCGGUGGCUUUCUGAGCCCCCAGAAAGCGCGCAUCACUCUGCAGCUCUCUUUAAAUGCAGGGUACGGCCCAGCUCAGAUGAAGACAGUCUUUGAGUCUUCUUCAAAGUAG